AUGGAACCUACUGCGGAUCCCAAUGUUUCCAGACGUCCAGAGGAACUGUUAGAUGAUGGAGAAACUGCAAUUAAUGCACAGAGGCCAAUUAUCAUUGAUAAUUUCGACAGCGACCCAGACAGCGAAUUCAGUACCGAGGGAUCGGACAUGACUUCGUUAUCGUCGAGUGUUUUCGAUUACGAGUAUGAAAAUGGGCGCCGUUAUCAUAGCCCUCGUGCAGGGAAUUACAUGAUGCCGAAUGAUGAACAAGAACAAGACCGCAUGGACCUGGCCCACCAUAUCUGGCUUCUACUACUGGGAGGCGAGCUUUAUAAAGCACCUGUUAAAAAUCCUCAGAAGGUCUUGGAUCUAGAGACUGGCACAGGCAUUUGGGCCAUGGACAUGGCGGACAAAUUCCCCGAAGCUCAUGUCAUUGGAAAUGAUCUUAGUGCCAUUCAACCAAGCUGGGUGACACCGAACGUGGAGUUCAUCGUGGAAGACUAUGAAUCAGAGUGGUUGUACAAACAUAACAGCUUCGAUUUCAUCCAUGCACGACUACUAUCAGGAUGUGUCGUCGAUUGGUCUAAAUUCCUACGCAAUAUAUACGACCAUCUCAAACCAGGCGCCUACUUUGAGAUUCAAGAAAGUGCCCUUUGGGCCUGGAGUGAUGACGGCUCCAUGGAACCCAAUUCUCCACUUCUCCAAUAUCUCUCAGCACUUGAAGUAGCUUCACACAAGAUUGGUCGAGACCUAAACGUCUACUACAAGCUCCGAGAUUGGCUUGUUGGCGCUGGCUUCGAAGACGUGCAGCAAUUCAUGUAUUUCUUGCCAUAUGCACCUUGGCCGCGUGAUCCGCAUCUCAAGGAGCUGGGGAAGUUCCAGCUUGCUAUGGCCCAGAUUGCGGUUGAGUCUUAUGGAUUGAGACUGCAAACUGGUGUUCUUGGAUGGGGUGAACAACCUUCGAAGAUCUUUAAUGCUACUGUGACGAAGCAGAUGAGAGAUAAGAAUAAUCAUUCUUACUGCAAGGAGGUUGUUGUUUACGGAAGAAAGCCACUGCGGUAG
This is a messenger RNA of Penicillium malachiteum, 1041 nucleotides long. RefSeq names its product class I SAM-dependent methyltransferase. Lineage: Eukaryota; Fungi; Ascomycota; Eurotiomycetes; Eurotiales; Aspergillaceae. The record is from RefSeq and is a predicted model, not a curated record. The transcript has 9 exons. The coding region runs from base 1 to 1041 and encodes 346 amino acids. Gene Ontology annotation, molecular function: methyltransferase activity.